Camponotus floridanus (Florida carpenter ant) is the source of this 1452-nucleotide messenger RNA. It is a transcript of the gene Atac1, whose product is annotated as ZZ-type zinc finger-containing protein 3. The transcript is spliced from 5 exons. The coding region runs from base 167 to 1327 and encodes 386 amino acids. The record is from RefSeq and is a predicted model, not a curated record. Gene Ontology annotation, molecular function: zinc ion binding. NCBI's taxonomy places the organism in Eukaryota, Metazoa, Arthropoda, Insecta, Hymenoptera, Formicidae.
UGACAUAUAUCGCUUUCGCUGCCUUAUUUGGUUAUCCAAGAUUAAGUUAGGUUAAGUAGACAGAACAUGACAGAGUUUAUAUCUGACUACACAAAGAAUUGUGUAAAUAUAUAAUAAGUACAUAUACGAUAUCUUUAUUCAAGAUUAGGAUUAGAACUAAUCGAAAAUGAAUGACGAAGAAGUAAAAGGCCCGGAUGAAGAGGAAGGCGAAUUUUUUUUCGAAUCCGAUCACUUGGCAUUGAAGGGUAACAAGGAUUAUAGUGCGUUCCUGAAAACAAUAGUUAUUCUUGAGGCACAAAGAAUUCAAGCUAUAAAAGAUUUAGAUGAACUUAAGUCUGCGCGAGCCAAAGCGAUAAAGAAUCCAAUAUCGUUUGUGGCCCAGCUGCAAAAUGGAGAUCUUCCUGAGUUACCUGGCCCGCAGAAAAUCGCAGAGAUUCCUUAUAUUGAUUGGUCACAAUAUAAUAUAUCAUUGCCAGAUACACGUAUAAGACCGCAAACUCGACACGGACAUGUCUUGCCACAGAUGCAAGUGAAAAAUGAACAAGAAAAUGGAAAGAUUCUAGUGAGAGGUCGUGUUUUUGAUGAAAGCAAGCCUGAAACUUUUAAUCAAUUAUGGACAAUAGAAGAACAAAGACGGCUCGAGGAACUUUUAAUUGAAUACCCACCGGAAGAAAUAGAAAUGAGACGUUGGACUAAAAUAGCAAAUGCAUUAGGAAACCGAACACCUAAGCAAGUGUCCAGUAGAGUUCAAAAGUAUUUUAUAAAACUUUUAAGGGCAGGUUUACCUAUACCAGGAAGAGGUCCUAAAAUAAAAUUGGAUGUUAAGAAAGGUUUAACCCAUAAACAUCAGCGUAAUAAUCACUUUUUGUUUAAACGUUCAACAUUCUUUCCACAUCAAGAUAUUUCCUUUAAUAUAUCAGACGAAAAUAAAGAACAGCUUGUAACAGAAAUUGAGGAUGAUGCAUUAAGUGGAGGAAUUGACGAUACUCCUGAAGCAAGGCAAAUAACUUUAUUGCGUCAAGUAAAGACUGAAAAAGAGCAAGAUUUUUCUUCAUACAAACAUAUUGGAUACAAAUGCACAGUAUGUGGUGAAGAACCUUUAAAAGGUACCAGAUGGCAUUGCUCAAAAUGUCAUAGUGGAAUUGAUCUAUGUAGCGAUUGUGCAAUAGCACAGAUGGAAGCUGAAAAUCCCAUACAUGAUCCAUUUCAUAAAUUAAUUCCCAUAAAACCACCACAAUAUACUAGAAGUUAUGAUUUAGAUUAUUUCCCACAAAGUUUUAGUAAUUCUUCCUACAAUUAUCUCGAUCCAAAUUUCCUACCUGAAUAAUACAGUCUUCCAAAUAAAUACAAUAAAUAUUACAUAAAUAAAAUAAAAAAUUGAUUUGAGUAUUUAUAUAUUUUUAAUUCAUUUUACGCUUAUGCAAUUAGACUGUUGUAAUGGAGGAAAUUCAG